AACCAACUACAGAGCUGACCCUAAACUAAUAUUCAAUCCCAAGUUUUACCAGGAACAUUUUAAGAAAACUCCUCCUAAGUCCAGCAUUCAGAUUUCCUGUUCUUGAACCAGGACCUCCUUUAGCACCUAAUGCCAUGCUCCACACCUUCAAGCUGAUAAAGAAUUUGAUAUUGAAAAAUCUGCUUGACUGUAAAACUUAUGAUGAGUUCAAGAUGAUUACAUGGAUCCUUUUCGUUACAGCUCAUGACAAACAUCUCAUAGGGAAUAGAACAAGUUCGACAAUGGUUAGAGAUUCUCUAUGUGCUCUUAUGAAACGUAUUCCUCCCCUCACAACGGAUCAGAUAAUAGAUCUGGGUGUUCUACUCACGGUUAGGUUUAGACCAGUUCAUCUCUCAGUAUCUUCAAGAAACUGGAGAGUUGACAAUGUUCCAAACCACUUGAGACUGGAAGGUUUCAACCAUCCGUUGAACCUGUUGUACUCUUUAACCCUGAUCCCGCCGACCCAGCAGGGUCUCAAGGUCAGGGCCCUCAUGGGGUUCAUCACAGUACAGCUCAUGCUCGGGGUCAGAAACCUUGUUAUCUCAAAUGGCGUCCUACUUUCCCGGAUGUGGUUAUUGAUGAGCCUAAACCUUAACCAAUGGAUGGGUAUGCAGGCAAGCCACACCACCACCAGGGCCUUCAUCUGUAUGAUUGACUCCGUCCUCUAUAGUGUUGGGACGGGAUUGAAACCAGGUUCAGCCAAACAUCACGCUCUCAGGCAUUUUCUCGAACUCGUGGAUGGAUUUCGAAAGAGUUUACCAGAAGAAGAGUCUCGAACCCUAGAUCCUAUUCAGCUUCGAAAGAUCGUCCAAGAAAUAUGUAAUCGAUGGAGCUUCCUCGUUUUAGGAGAGGACAGUGUCCAGCUUGGAGGGGGAAAGGAAAUAUUGAAGAAACUGCCCCUAGAGGAUUAAAUCAGAAAUCCGGGGAAAGAUAUUUUGUAUUUUGAUUUGUGAAAAUUUAAACGGUACCUGAGAACAUUGACUUUUUAAAUGUGGUUAUCUUUGAUAUUUAAACAGUAUUUUUUCGACAGUUAGUUUCAUUUUAAAAAAAUGUUUCAGAAA
This is a messenger RNA of Eurytemora carolleeae, 1100 nucleotides long. RefSeq lists its product as uncharacterized. NCBI's taxonomy places the organism in Eukaryota, Metazoa, Arthropoda, Copepoda, Calanoida, Temoridae. The transcript has 9 exons. The record is from RefSeq and is a predicted model, not a curated record. Bases 135 to 950 code for a protein of 271 amino acids.